This is a messenger RNA of Chionomys nivalis (European snow vole), 5418 nucleotides long. It is a transcript of the gene Xkr7, whose product is annotated as XK related 7. The record is from RefSeq and is a predicted model, not a curated record. Gene Ontology annotation, cellular component: plasma membrane. Bases 38 to 1774 code for a protein of 578 amino acids. The transcript has 3 exons. Gene Ontology annotation, biological process: engulfment of apoptotic cell; phosphatidylserine exposure on apoptotic cell surface; apoptotic process involved in development. Lineage: Eukaryota; Metazoa; Chordata; Mammalia; Rodentia; Cricetidae.
CGCCCGGAAGUCGCUCCCCGCCUCCUGCUCCGCCAACAUGGCCGCGAAGUCGGAUGGAGCGGCGGCCGCGGCCGGCCCGGGGCCCGAGGGGCCGGCGGGAACAGCCCGGGGCGGGGCGGGAGGGCGCGGGGAGGUGACGACGGAGAUCGCGGGCCCGGGACCGGCGGCGGCGGGGGGCCCGGGGCCGCGCUACGAGCUGCGGGACUGCUGCUGGGUGCUGUGCGCGCUGCUCGUGUUCUUCUCCGACGGCGCCACCGACCUGUGGCUGGCGGCCUCCUACUACCUGCAGGGUAACAACACCUACUUCGGCCUCACCUUGCUCUUCGUGUUGCUGCCCUCGCUGGUCGUGCAGCUGCUCAGCUUCCGCUGGUUCGUCUACGACUACUCGGAGCCCGCGGGGACCCCGGGACCCGCCGUCAGCACCAAGGACAGCGACGGAGCCGCCAUCAGCACCAAGGACAGCGCUGUCGCCUUCAGUACCAAAGAAGGCAGCCCGGAGCUGGUCCCCCGGCCCGCGCAGUCCUCGGCCAGCACCUACCGCCGACGCUGCUGCCGCCUCUGCGUCUGGCUGCUGCAGACCCUCGUUCACCUCCUGCAGCUCGGCCAGGUCUGGAGGUACCUGCGAGCCCUGUACCUCGGGCUACAGAGCCGCUGGCGCGGGGAGCGGCUGCGGCGCCACUUCUACUGGCGGAUGCUGUUCGAGAGCGCGGAUGUAAGCAUGCUUCGUCUGCUGGAGACCUUCCUGCGCAGCGCGCCACAGCUGGUGCUGCAGCUCAGCCUGCUGGUCUACCACAACCAAGAGCCAGACCUGCUGACUGCCCUCUCCAUUUCUGCCUCCCUUGUGUCCCUGGCCUGGACACUGGCAUCCUACCAGAAGGUACUGAGAGACUCGAGAGAUGACAAGCGGCCCCUGUCCUACAAGGGUGCUGUAGCCCAAGUGCUGUGGCACCUGUUCACCAUUGCAGCCCGAACCCUGGCUUUCGCCCUCUUUGCCAGCGUCUACAAGCUCUACUUUGGCAUUUUCAUCGUAGCCCACUGGUGCAUCAUGACCUUCUGGGUUAUCCAGGGUGAGACAGACUUCUGCAUGUCCAAGUGGGAAGAGAUCAUCUACAACAUGGUGGUGGGGAUCAUCUACAUCUUCUGCUGGUUCAACGUCAAGGAGGGCCGCAGCCGCCGCCGGGUGACGCUCUACUAUUGCAUCGUGCUGCUGGAGAACGCAGUGCUCACCGGCUUCUGGUACUCCAGCCGGAACUUCUCCCCCGAUUUCUACUCUCUCAUCCUGGUCUGCGUGGUGGCCGCCAGCUUUGCACUGGGCAUAUUCUUUAUGUGUGUCUAUUACUGUCUCCUGCAUCCCAACGGGCCCAUGCUGGGGCCCCAGGCACCGGGCUGCAUCUUCCCUGAAGCUCCGGGGCCCUGCGCCCCUCCAGCUGAUGCCAUCACAAGUCCACCGAGAUCGCUGCCAAGGACUACAGGCACUGAGAGGGACGGGGCCUCGGUGGGAGGUGAGCGAGCCGGGACCCCUACACUACCUGUCUUCCAGGUGCGACCUGGUUUGCCUCCCACGCCAGUAGCUCGCCCCUUGCGGACAGAGGGGCCUGUCAUUCGGAUUGACUUGCCUCGGAAAAAGUACCCAGCUUGGGAUGCUCAUUUUAUUGAUCGCCGGCUCCGGAAGACCAUCCUGGCUUUGGAGUAUUCUUCACCUGCCACACCUAGGUUGCAGUACCGGAGCAUGGGCACCUCCCAGGAGCUGCUGGAGUACGAGACUACAGUGUAGACACCGUCUGCCUCCCAGCAGGGACAGGCUUGACUGACUCCACAUUGACCACAGUGUUGAGUCUGUAUGUCAGGGCCACCAGGCUAAGUGGGAGUAGAUCUUUGGAUCCAAGAAUGACCCCGCCACUGGCUUCCCUUAGGGGAGAGGGCAGCCCUGUGGAGACCCUAGGUCUCGUUUUUUAGCCCUAUGACCCAUUCACUAAGUUCCCCUGGACCAGGGCACAGGGCGUCAACUGGUGCUACCCCCUCACGAACUGCCCCACUCUCAUGGGCAUGCCAUAUUAUGCUUGGCACAAGGGUCUCAACCCUCUCCCCUGCCUAGAAUCACCCACAUCACCCCUGGUGGGCCAACCAGAGGAAAGGCGCUGCCCGGGGUGGGGGAGGGGCUGCCUGUGACAGGAGGGGAUCCCUGAGAGGAUGAAAAGGCUGUGGGAUGGACUGGGGACAGAUCUCUGGACAGAACUGGCACAGUUCCUGUAAGAAGGGGAACUGGACAGCAGGAGGAUUAGAGCAGGAAGUCAGAGAGAGAACUUGGGGAUCCAACAGUGCAGACACUGGCAGGAGGAGACCCCCAAGGAGUGAGGGGUGAUAGCAGUACGAAGGGGUCCAAGUGUGGGGUGGGUGCCUUUGCUUGGGAGGUGCACUUGUUGGGAGCUCCGUUACAGAUGAGGUCUAGACCCCUCAGGUGAGAGGUCACAGGUGCUGUUUGCUCCAGAUGGGCAUCUGAGAUGUUCCCUGGAGAUGAAGGCCUUCAGCACAGCGGAUAAAAUGUCCCCAGUGGUACUCCAUCUGGCUCAACUACAGAUGAGGCUCUAGCUGGGGAGACGUCUUAGUUCUAGAAUACCUCUUGAAAACAGGUCCCAGGGAGCUGCUGAUCUCUUCUAAGGAUCAAGGACACUGGAACCUGCUGCUCCGAUGUGGAUGCUUCUAGCUUCUGCCAUGGGCAGUGGGAGAGGAGAUAUGGAAACAUGGACCACGGGGGAUAUUCUAGCAUGGGUGCUCUAGUUCUAGGUCGCCAAGGUUUAUGGAAGUUCUAGAUCCCUUUCCAUGUCCCUAGCCCUAUCAUCUCUAAAAGGAAAUUGUCCUCAGAACCCUCGAGACAUUUCUGCUGCCAAGUGAUUCUCAGCUGGAAAAAAAAAAAUUCUCUGGGGACAUGACAUAAAUCUUGGCUUCCUGCCACCCUGCAACUGAGGUUCUCUGGGAAACUGAUUUGUUUUAUCUCAAAUCUGACAAGACCCCAGGUCUGUGACCCAUUCCCAUUGUCCAGACAUCCUGGGUUACACAAGGGACCAUUAUCCUAGAAUGUGCCCCCAGCCUGGGACAGCCCAUACUGACAGCCCAGGGCACAUUAUUGAUGGGAGUAUGGGAUUAGGGAGCUAGGCAGCUCUGUGAAGUAGAAGGUGGCGCUCUAGGCAGGGCCUGGAGUCUCUUGCCACUCCCCUAUGCCAACUGAGGUGAGCUCACUGGAAAGGGACAGCCAGGGACUAUGGGGACAAGUGCAGACUGGGCUGGAAGUGUGGAGGCCAUGAGAAUCCUAGACUAUGCAAAUAAGAUUUUUAACCCUCCCUGGCUCAGCCUCUCUUGGAGUUACAGAUAGAAAACUGAGGCCCAGAAUUCCAGCUUCUCUCACAAGGUCUUAGACUCCUGGCUGCCCCAUCCGUGGUGAUGUGGCAACGAUUGAUCUGCUGAGGAUACUGGGAGGGAGUUACACUCGGGGUGAGGCGGAGAGGGCACCCCGUGUGUAUGCACACACAAGCACACAUCAUACCCAGGAUUCGAGCCACCCUGCCUGGCCCCGUGGGUAGCUAUAUUCGUCUGUCAGUGUGGAAUGCUUUUUCUUCCCUCUGCUUCCCUGACCCUCAAGAGGCCUCCAGAGUGACAGACAGCUCACCCUGAUGCAGGCUGCUCCGAGGGAGUCACCCUUUCCCUUUUCCCUCUACCCAGAGCUAUACACCCGUCACACUCUCUGUAAGAUGGAGCACUGGGCAUGGGCCCCAAACCCAAGCAGCCUGAUUCUGCAGGGCUCAUGGUGCCAGGAAUUGUCACUCCAUUGUUUCCGCUGUGUGUGGCACCCUACAAGAGCUACGCCUCCAUCCCACACAUCAGUAUGGUGACAUCUGGGCUACCCUUGGCAAGCUAUUUUAACCACCACCCACCCCCAAGGCCCUAGAAUGGCUCUGUGGAUGCCCCUUUCUCCAGCAGCCUGGAAGGAAAGGUUUCAGAUUCCUUAGCUGGUUGCUGAAGGAGGCCAGGGCAGGCAGGGAAGCAGGAUAAGCAGAGCCAGGCAUGGCCUGAGGCUGCAGGAAAGCCAAGGCCACAUUUCACCCCAAUCUCACAGAGCUUUCCCCAGGACCCCUGCCUGCAAGGCUGUGUCAGAGGGCCCUCGCCUUUCCCACUAUCAGGACAGAGCCCAUCUCCCCGCCCCCACCCCGCAGUAGCCCCUCUCCCCAGCUCAGGCCGCCAUCCUUCCUGGCCUGAGGCCUCUCUCAUUAUCGGCCCGUGUUUUUGGUUCACAAGGACAAAGAAUCGGAAUGGGGAAAGGCCCCAUCUUGGAGCUGUUUUUGGUUCCUUUCUGUGACACAAUCUACCUCAGCCACAAAUGGACCCCUGGGGUCCUUCACUCCUGUUCCCAGACCAUUAAUGGAGUCUGGAUUCCCAGGGUCCCUGUAAGGUUCUUCCAGUGAGAGAGGACUUUAGGACUACAGCCUUGAAGGAAGGGUUCCCAAAGUCACCUGACCUUCAUAUUCAUUAUAUAGAAGAAACAAAGAGGGCCACACAUUUACCCAAAGUCACACAGCAAGUAAAAUGGAACCACAGAGUUUUCCUGGGUGUCAAUAAAAGUGAGGUCUGUCUUAAUUUCUUCAGGAGCAGCCAUAACAGGCCAUCUUGUCAAUAAAAGUGAGGUCUGUCUUAAUUUCUUCAGGAGCAGCCAUAACAGGCCAUCUUGGGAACAGAAAUGCCAGGCCCUCCCUUCCUAAUGUAGAACCGCGCCUCCUGUUCUGUGAGCUUUCACCCUCAAAUCAACUCCAGCUGCUGGCUGUGCUCCUCAAACCUCCCCAGGCACCAUGCACCUCUUACCGUACCUCCACCCACCGAUGUACCAUGUGCCUUGUAACGGUCACCCCAGCCGGCAGCACAGGCCUCCACUCUCCCCUGCAGGGACUAUUGAAAAUGUGGGCUUGGUCCCUUCCUCUCAUCUCCCCCAAAUCUGCCUUACUUUCAGCCGGAUUCCCCUACACCUGUGUCUCCCUGAAGUGUGUCACCCCAAGGGCUGGAGAAGCAGAGGCCCAGGAGGGCAAGCAAGGCUGAGAAUGUGCAGGUUUCUGAUUGAGAAUGUGGGAGCUUGGGACCGUUAUCCCCAAACACUCCCCUGAAGACUAAGGUUCUGCAAGCCCUUCCCUUGCAGCUUGCCUGGGGCUGGAGUCUACAAAGGCCUGGCAAUGAGGGGAAGGUUCUCUGAGGCAGCGUGCAUGGGCAUAAAUAAAGUCAGAUGCCACCAGAACGGAAAGUAGGGUGAGUGGAGGCUCGAGAGAGCAGAACUAUAGGGGAGGCAGAAGGAGGGUGUUCUGUGCCAAGGAGCAAUGAGGUUUAUUUAGACUUUGGAAAGCAACCUAAUGGCCACCAGUUUGAGACUUCUAAUGCAUC